Molecule: messenger RNA, 2803 nt
Organism: Morone saxatilis (striped sea-bass)
Lineage: Eukaryota; Metazoa; Chordata; Actinopteri; Moronidae
Gene: cables1
Product: Cdk5 and Abl enzyme substrate 1
Biological process (GO): nervous system development; regulation of cell cycle
Cellular component (GO): cytosol
Source: RefSeq, a predicted model, not a curated record
UUUGCAAACCAGGCUCUCCUCGCCAGCAGUCGGGGCAGCUUUGGGACGGGUCCCGCAGCUGCCCCGAUGGGUACGGACGCGGAUGGCGACGCUUUCGUGCCCUCCACGUUCAGCUCGCCUUUCUCCGCGGUCCCAGCCUCGGCUAGAGGGAGGCUGCAGACAUACACUCAGGGAAUCCUACCUGCCCCUUACUCCAGGCAAACCUCCCAGAACUACAGCCUGGAGGGCGGACAGAUAGCCAACUCUGCGAUAGAGCUGCAGAGAUCAAGACGAAGACUCGUCUCUCAGCGCUCUUCGCUUGAAACGCUAGAGGACAUUGAGGAGAAUGCUCCUCUACGAAGAUGCCGAACCCUAUCGGGUUCACCCCGACCAAAGAGCUUCAAGAAGAUCCACUUCAUAAAGAACAUGAGGCAACAUGAUAUGCGCAAUGGAAGGAUAGUCCUUAUCAGUGGCAGAAGAUCCUUCUAUAGUGUAUUUUCUGUCCUGCCCUAUCGAGAUUGUAGCCAAGCAGGGGAUGUAAAGCCGGAAGGAGGGCGUCAGCGGCACCCGUCAGGAGGCGUCAGUGCCAAGGAGAUGGUGAUUGGGCUGGAAGGAGUGGAGCUGGGAGCUGAUGGAAAGACUGUGUCCUACACCCAGUUCCUGUAUCCCACUAAUGUGCUGGGUGGUCGAAGAAACACCAUCGACUCCACCUCGUCCUUCUCUCAGUCCCGUAACGCCAGCCAUAGAAGCCUCAGUUUGGGCCGAGCCAACAGCAACCAGAGCAGCUUAGACACAGGGAAUGACUUGGGGGACUUUCGCGAAUACGACCCCAAUCUGCUGGAUGACCCGCAGUGGCCUUGUGGAAAACACAAGAGAGUCCUCAUCUUCCCCUCCUACAUGACUACGGUCAUUGAAUACGUCAAACCCUCUGACCUCAAGAAGGACAUGAACGAAACCUUCAAGGAGAAAUUCCCCCACAUAAGGCUCACACUCAGCAAGAUUAGGAGCUUGAAAAGGGAGAUAAGAAAGUUGGCCCAGGAUGAAUGUGCUUAUGAGGAACCGACCGUUGCAAUGGCUUUUGUCUACUUUGAAAAACUUGUUCUUCAAGGCAAACUAAACAAGCAGAAUCGUAAACUCUGCGCUGGAGCCUGUGUACUUCUGGCGGCCAAGAUCGGGGGUGAUCUCAAGAAACACGAGGUCAAGCUACUGAUCGACAAACUGGAGGAGAGGUUCAGAGUGAACCGCAGAGAGCUGAUAGCCUUUGAGUUUCCCGUCCUGGUGGCGUUAGAGUUCAACCUGCACCUGCCAGAACACGAGAUCAUGCCCCACUACAGACGCCUGCUGCAGACUUCCUAGCAUUAGCGACCCAUCAGGGGGAUGACCACCAGGUUCUCCUCCUGAUCCUCUGCUACCCGCGGUAUCCAUCCUCCCACCUCUCUCCUCGUCCCAGACCGACCGCUCUAAGGUACCGCUGGCUGUUGCUCAGCUGCAGUCACUCAUCACUACCAACAAACCCGCUCAUUCCUCUCUCUGAGACCUGAAAGCAGCCAAAGGGACGACACAUUUCCAAAACCUUUCUCCGUUUGUUUGACUUCUUCGUUCAUCAUCACUACAACAGUCUCCUGAAAGAAAAGGGUUAAACUGUCUGCAAACAGAACAAAGUUGUUUUUCUAGUUUGCAUGUUUUCACACGUCUUCAUCUUCACUUUGUACAUUUUAGACCUCUCUUGUUGAUUAAGAGAACUUGAAUCGGAUGGUGAACUUUUUUUUUCUCUCAGUUCAAGCAACCAAUGAUUGUAAACAGUUUUUUUUAUCAUCUCUUUUCAUUAAUCUCCUUCUUGUAAACUUUGGUAUGAUUGGUUGCCUCCUGACCUGCAUCAAAAUUUAAACAAAAGCCUUUUUAAGUGGCUGGUUUUGGCUGGACUUGUAUUCCUCAGAGUGACUCAUCUUUUUCGCAAGUCAUCGUCUUAAAAGUGCACUUUCUGAAUAUUGCGAGACGUGGGGGGAAGGGGGCUUUUUUUCAGACUUUUAAUGAGCUUGGGAACUAACCCUGAAAAAUAAGCUGUGUUCAUAAGCACCACACACACAAGUCAUUUGAAUGGACCUUUUUGAAUUGUUUUUCUCUCUCUUAUGGUUUAUUCACAAUUUUCUAGCAACAACUAUCUGCAUGAAUAGUAUUGAUUAUUUGUACACAGGUACUUGCAGACAAGAUGUGACUUCCAAUUUUCACUGAAGUAUUCCAUUCAUUUUCUACCAGUCAAAUGCUUGCUAUUUACCUAUGGAGACCAGACCCACUUUUAUCAGUGUCGAAUUUCCUGUGCUCUAUGUUAGAGUGUAUUGCUAGCACGUUUACGGUGCUAUAAUGGGGGUCAGGAAGGUAGUUUUGAAGUUCAUGAGUGCAAAAAUGCCAUUAAGCAGUGAUCAGGGUAAGCAGCAGGGUUGCUCUAGUGUUAAGAGGAAAAAAUGUCAUGUCACCUGUUGGGUGUGGGCUAAGACCCUGCUGAAGUGUUCUUGAGCAAGAGUCCAUACAGGCUUGAGGCACACUUCUCUUUAGCUGACCUGACCUCUGACCUCUCUAAGAAACCUAAACAAGAUCUGAACGGAGAUGAACAUUUGCAUAUAACUUGAAUCAGCAAUUGUUGAUUUAAAAAGUGUUAUUCCAUUAAUUUGGCAUGUAUCUAUACUUGAUUUUCAAACAGUGCCGCCGAGUAUUGCGAGGCCACCAAAUCAGGAACGUACAGCGUGGCCUGCUUGAAAAAAAAAAUGUAUAAAAAAAAGGUAUUUCAUGCUGCUCCAAGUAUUGCUGGUAUUUGAGUUGAAAUGAU